GGAGCCGGCCUCCACUUGCCUCCUCGCGGAACAUUCUCUCUCACACACUAAUCUCUAAUCUGCUGCCGUGUGUCCUCGACACACGCUUGACCAACCGUCAACAUGUCCACUCUGGCAGCGGAUGUCACCUUUGACUUCACCUUCCCGCCAUGCGAUCCUACCACGCCUCCGAGCUUCUCUUUUGAUCCGUCUCUCCUGGAGAUCCCGUACAAUCCGGGCCACGCUCGCUCCAGCUCGCAUGGAUCUGUCUACUCCUUCCAGUCGUCCCCCUCCGACUCGGUCCCCACCCCGAGCACUCGCCAGACAACUCCGGCGCGAUCGCCCAUCCGGACCCGUGGGCCACUGCUUCUUCCCAAGAUCCGCAGCCAAGACCAGGCCAUCGUGCCCUCCACUUCCAGUGUCGCCCCGCGGGGCACGAAGCGCGCCAGGACCUCAUCAGGGCCUGUCGGGCCGAACAAGAGUGCUUAUCGGCCCUCGCACUGCCGCAGCAUGACUAACCCGGAGACCAUCUCGUUCUCCUCUGCCAUUUCCUUCGGCGAGGACAGCAACCCGGCUCCGCUGCUGUGCUCCCCUGUUGACUUCGCCCGCGAGUCCUCGGUGAUGCACUCCAGGAGGGCGUCCUCAUGCAGUCUCGGCAACGUCACGGUGGACAGCUACUUCCCUGGCUACCAAAUGCCCGCCGCGUACGUUCCGGCCCGGGCCAGCAGCAGUCCUACCCCUCCGCCGCAGCCGCAGCCGCAGCCCCAGGCACACCUAGCGACGCCGGGGCCCUUCCUCUACCAGGACUUCGUGCCUCGCGCCCCCUCCCCCCUGGCCGCCGCAGCACCCAUCACGCCGGAAGUUAUGGUCCCAUCGACAACGCUCUACUCCUACCUCACCUCGCCCAACCCGGCGCCGUCACUGGUCCGCACCCUCUCGUUCCCGCUCCGGGAUCCCAACACGAAGCAUUUCUGGUGGGACGUGCGGCAAGUCCGCCCGUGGACCGGCUUCACCGCAUCCUCCAUCCUCUCCAUGCCCGGAGCCAGCGCCUGCCUAUCCAUGCCGGUCUCGUCCGCCCUGCUGCCCAACCCACCACUGCCAAGCCAGCGCCACCCGGAAACCGAAGCCGCGCUCCACGCCAUCUACGCGGCGCACUACCUGCCCAAGCUCAACAACGCCCUCGCGCUCUGCUCCCAGCGACCGCUCAAGCUCUCGGCGCCGCCCAAGACCACCUCGGCCCAGAACAUGGGCAUGGCCACAGACUGCAUGUUCGUGGCCAACGCCGCGGGCGAGUCGUCCUCGGCGGCCGCCAUCUUCGGCGGCAAGCCCACGGCGCGCGUCGUCGGGCUGGUCAAGUCGUUCGACCGCUUCAACACAGGCAUGCGCGUCGAGGGCAACAUCAAGCGCGUCGAGUACCUGCGCGGGCUGGCCCACCUGCACCACGCCAUGCGCGAGCACGGCUGCCGCUACGGCUUCAUCCUGACUGAGAUCGAACUCGUGGUGGUGCGCAACGGCGCCGAGACCAUCCCGCACUUUGGCUUCCUGGAAGUCGCCAGCGUGCAGCUGGCCAGCGCCGACGAGGAGUUCGUCGCGCCCGACCACCCGGACGACGCGAAGCUCACGGCCUGCCUCGCCCUCUGGGGCCUGUGCAUGCUGGCCGGCGAUGAGCCCAUGCCGGGCCAUGCGCACUGGCGCAGCGAGAUCGGCGCCCCCGCCGACGGGACCCGGAGGAAGGCCCUGCCGCGGGACAACUGGAUGCCGCAGCCGCAGCUGGCUGAGAAGAGGGAGGCGAAAAGGGCCAGGGGCUGGAUCUUGCCUGAAUGUCCUGUCGGGCGGAAAGAGGUGGGGAAGAGAGGCGUUCGCUACGGCGCUUGCUGAAGAAGGGAAGCAGGGAGAAGGGAGUUGUUUGUGAGGAGGAGGAGGA
Molecule: messenger RNA, 1903 nt
Organism: Chaetomium strumarium
Lineage: Eukaryota; Fungi; Ascomycota; Sordariomycetes; Sordariales; Chaetomiaceae
Exons: 2
Coding region: 103-1857 (584 amino acids)
Source: RefSeq, a predicted model, not a curated record